UGGUAGAAAGUAGAAACAAUGCAGACACUCACUCACAAACUUGUUUUAAUUUUAUUAUUAAAAGGAUCUUAAAUCCCAAAGUUAUUGUUCCUGUAGCGACAAGAAUUUUCAAUUUUCCAUUUCAUUUCAUCUCUAAUCUCUAAUUAAAAUAAAGGGGAAAAAUUAGGGUUCAAUUAUUUUAUUUUAUUUUCAUUUUCAGUUUUAGUUUCAAUUUCACAAAAAAGUUACUAGAUCUGAUUUAUUCCUCUUAAUUCAAAUUUCCCCAGCACAAUCGCACUCCACUUCCACGUCAAUCGUUAUCCCCCAAAAAAAUCUUGACUUUCUGAUUCCGUAUCUGAUCCCAAAAAAGCGAAAAAGAACCAGAAAACAAAAAGCACUACCGAAAUGUUUCGUUUCGAGCAGGAGAAGAUCCGAAAACGAAUUUGAUUCCGAAAAGGUUUUGUGCUUUUGAGUAUCCAAGUGCUUCCCAGCUUGCGGGUGUUGCCAUGGCAGAGGUGAUUCCGGCAGCCGUGCUCCGCAACCUUGCUGACAAGCUGUACGAGAAGCGCAAGAACGCUGCACUUGAUGUUGAGGGCAUAGUGAAGCAGCUUGCUGCUGCUGGGGAGCAUGAAAAAAUAACGGCUGUGAUCAAUUUGUUGACAACGGAAUUCACUUAUUCUCCACAAGCCAAUCACCGGAAGGGAGGAUUAAUAGGAUUGGCUGCUGCAACUGUUGGGUUGACUUCCGAUGCAGCUCAGCAUCUUGAGCAAAUUGUGCCCCCUGUUUUGAAUUCCUUCUCUGACCAAGAUAGCAGAGUUCGUUAUUAUGCUUGCGAAGCACUAUAUAACAUAGCUAAGGUUGUGAGAGGGGAUUUUAUUGUAUUCUUCAACCAGAUCUUUGAUGCCUUAUGCAAGCUUUCUGCAGACUCGGAUGCCAAUGUACAAAGUGCUGCUCAUCUCUUAGAUCGACUGGUGAAGGAUAUUGUGACCGAGAGCGAUCAGUUCAGUAUUGAAGAAUUCAUACCACUGUUGAGGGAGCGCAUGAAUGUAUUGAAUCCAUAUGUGCGCCAGUUUUUGGUAGGAUGGAUUACUGUACUGGAUAGCGUCCCAGAUAUUGAUAUGCUGGGUUUUCUUCCUGAUUUUCUUGAUGGCUUGUUUAAUAUGUUGAGUGACUCAAGUCAUGAAAUACGUCAACAAGCUGAUUCCGCUCUUUCAGAGUUUCUUCAAGAGAUUAAGAACUCCCCAUCUGUAGAUUAUGGUCGAAUGGCUGAAAUCCUGGUACAAAGGGCAGGUUCUCCAGAUGAAUUUACCAGGCUAACAGCUAUCACAUGGAUAAAUGAGUUUGUCAAACUUGGUGGAGACCAGCUUGUUCCGUAUUAUGCUGACAUUCUUGGAGCCAUUUUGCCUUGCAUAUCAGAUAAAGAAGAGAAAAUUCGAGUGGUUGCUCGUGAAACCAAUGAAGAGCUACGUGCCAUCAAGGCUGAUCCAGCUGAAGCAUUUGAUGUGGGAGCGAUACUCUCCAUUGCUAGGAGCCAAUUGUCAAGUGAAUGGGAAGCUACUCGCAUUGAAGCUUUGCACUGGAUAUCAACCCUUUUGAACAGACAUCGCACUGAGGUUUUACAGUAUCUGGGUGACAUAUUUGGUACCCUACUGACAGCACUUUCAGACCCAUCUGAUGAGGUUGUACUACUAGUUCUCGAUGUUCAUGCAGCUAUUGCAAAAGAUCCUCAGCACUUCCGGCAGAUUGUUGUUUUCCUGGUGGACAAAUUUCGGAUAGACAAUUCUCUUUUGGAGAAACGAGGUGCUUUGAUAAUUCGCCGACUUUGUGUUCUCUUGAAUGCUGAGAGAGUCUAUCGUGAACUUUCUACAAUACUAGAAGGGGAACCUGAUUUGGAUUUUGCAUCAAUUAUGGUUCAGGCUCUGAAUUUUAUUUUACUUACAUCAUUGGAACUAUCUGAGAUCCGAGAUCUUUUGAAGCAAUCACUGGUAAAUCCUGCUGGGAAGGAUCUAUAUGUUUCUUUGUAUGCCUCAUGGUGCCAUUCUCCAAUGGCAAUUAUAAGUCUUUGCUUAUUAUCUCAGACUUACCAACAUGCUAGCACUGUGAUUCAAUCUCUCGUUGAAGAAGACAUUAAUGUCAAAUUUUUAGUCCAGCUGGAUAAAUUGAUUCAGUUGCUGGAAACUCCAAUAUUUGCUUAUCUUAGAUUGCAGCUUCUUGAACCUGGAAGACAUAUAUGGUUGUUUAAAGCAUUGUAUGGUCUUCUAAUGUUGCUUCCUCAGCAAAGUGCCGCCUUUAAGAUACUGAAAACUCGUUUAAAAGCCGUGCCUUCGUAUUCUUUCAAUGGCGAGCAACUAAAGAGAACACCCUCAGGGAAUCCCUACCAGUUUCUUCAUCAAAUGCCGGGUGGGUCUCAAAUCACCGAGGAUGGCGACAUAACCAUGGAUGGUGGAAACUCACAUAACGGGAUAAAUUUUGCUGCAAGACUACAACAGUUUCAGCAAGUGCAGCACCUGCAUCGUCUACAUUCAAAAGCACAGGUGCAGUCACGCAAGAAUUCGACCUCAUUAUCAAAGAAUAUGGUUGAAGCACAGAAACAAGAGGAACCAAGGAGACCGCAGUUGAGUGAAAUUAAUGUUCCAACUUCAAGAUCAUCAUCAAAGAGAAGCCCCCAAGUGUAGAGGUGGUUCUUGCACAUUCAUAUCUUGAGUCCUUAUUGUGUCAAUGAUCUCUCUCAGUAUAUUUAUAAACUUUGAAUGGGAUCGGCUUAUUGAUUUGUAAAAAAUUGUAAAUCACAUAGUAGCGCGUUUUGUUUCAUUAUUAUACUCUUGUCAUAGAAAUUUCUUGGGUUUUUGGAAUCAAGAUGAAGCUUCGGGCUUUGGCUGAGGUAUUCUUUAGUUUUUGUUGAAAACCAUGAGGGCUAGAGGCCAUAUUUUAUUCAGGAAAAGGUCUCUUUUUGUUGACCUCUUUAUCA
Arachis stenosperma is the source of this 2947-nucleotide messenger RNA. RefSeq names its product protein VAC14 homolog. The transcript has 20 exons. The record is from RefSeq and is a predicted model, not a curated record. Gene Ontology annotation, biological process: phosphatidylinositol biosynthetic process; positive regulation of kinase activity. Gene Ontology annotation, cellular component: PAS complex; endosome membrane. Lineage: Eukaryota; Viridiplantae; Streptophyta; Magnoliopsida; Fabales; Fabaceae. The coding region runs from base 486 to 2654 and encodes 722 amino acids.